AUGACUAAGCAUGCAAAUCUUUUAAUUACUGUUCAAAGAAGUCUUCUUAAAGCCCACUUUUCUGAUUUAAAAUUUCAAGAUACUGACCUUGAUAAUGCAAUUCAAAAGUUUAAAAAAACUAAUAAAAGUGUAUAUAGGAAUAAUAAUGCAUCAACUUUACUUAUAGUAUUGAUGAAAAAGAAAAUCUUGAAUCCACAUAAUGCUGUAAACCAAACAAUAGAAACCUCAGCUAAUGAUUUUGAUGAGUCAAGUUUAUCUGGAAUGGAUGAAAUAGAAGAAUCUGAUAAUAAUACAGUUGAAUCUGUUAUCUUGGAUCUUGCUAAUAUUAAAAAUCUUUCUUAUAUUGUUGAUAAAGGAAGACCUCAAAGCAAAGAUGCCAAA
Molecule: messenger RNA, 381 nt
Organism: Cetraspora pellucida
Lineage: Eukaryota; Fungi; Glomeromycota; Glomeromycetes; Diversisporales; Gigasporaceae
Source: the annotation of a GenBank genome assembly